GUAGAAUCACUUUCCUCUAACGGUGAGAAUUUCUUAUCACAUUUGAGUUGGAGAAAAUUGCACUAGUUAUAAGAUAUUGCAUCUGUUAUAAUAAGAGUAACCUGCUGCUUAAUCUAAUAUUUUUGUUCUUCUAAUAUCAACUCGAGAUUGUUUAAGCUUAUUUGACUGCAAUCUCUCAUAACUGGAAAGAAAGAAUAAUUUGAGAAGUUCGAGCACUGAGUUUCAAUAAAUUAAACUCGACUCACUUCCAGAUUAGUUAUUGGCUAUACCCGUCCUUAUAUCAAUAUUCAGAGGAUCCAUUACAGUUAGACUAUGGCACCCCAUCAAUGGAUUAUGGCACUUGAUAAGAAAGAGUAAUAUAAGAUAUCCCUAUUGCAAUAUUCAGAGGAUUCCUAAUAGUGAGACUAUGUCACCCCUGUCAAGUGGAAUAUGGCACUUGAUAAACCUGCGUGUUGACUGUAUUCAUUUGUGUUUUUUUAAAUAAAGGUCAGGUGUUUUGUUUUAAUAGAAUUGUAUUUUUUUUUUUGUUUCUGGUAAAUCAAGUGACUAGGAGUUCACUACACAAAAUAGACCCUUGUGGUCUCCGACCCUGUGCAUAGCGGGAGCUUGAUGCAAUGGGAUGCACCUUUUUUUGGGUUUCGCUUUUGGUGUAAAGAGGCCCUUUGCAGAUGUAGAUUCUGUAAUUGACAUUAUUGGGUCACUGUAACCAGUCCAGGAAUAGGUUUUCCAUUUUUUAGGGUUCCCGUGACUAUGUUUCAUUUAGCAUAGUCUUUGUGCUGAGGGAUACUCUUUUGAUAUAUAACACAUUACCUUCUUCUGGGAAAAAAAGUUAGCAGCUCAGUCAUCGAGAAGUACAUGCCGAUCCUUUUAAAUACUCCUAAAUGUUCACUAUGUAGCAGAAGAAUCACUGAACAUCACUCGAUGUUGGUCCAAAUGGUCGUCCAUUAUUCACUUCCGCAACUUCUAUUUCCGAGCUUACGAAAAAAGAUACAUGAAAUUCAGGAGGGAAGAGCUGUAGAGCGUUUUGCCGGAGGGAUUACCAACGGAGAUGCUUAAGGAAUUCAAUGACUCUAUGAGAGAUGAAUUGCUAAUAUGCCAGAGUUUUAUGGAUCUUCGAGAUAAUUUUAGAAGGGUUGUUGAUCCUACUUUGCAAUCUAAUGCUAAAGCCAGCUCCCUCUAUAUGGCAUACACUCUACAACUGGCGCAACUUUUUUUUUACUGGAUGCAUGUCAUUCUUGCCUCGAACUGUGGUACAGUCGUGGAACUUGGAAUUACUCCAAUCGUGACUUCUGGAAUAGUGAUGCAAUUGUUAGCUGGAUCAAAAAUCAUUCAAGUGGACAACAAUGUCCGUGAGGACCGAGCACUCCUUUGUGUUGGAGUAGAAGAAAAUGGCAACCUUAGUUGCGAAACAAGGGCCAUUGAGCAGUCAGAAUCAACACACACCAAGAAUGAGAAAUCAGUCUACGGUUUUUAGGAAGAGAAACUUUGUCCUAAAUCGUGAUGAAGAAAAACUUGAAAAGCACAAUGCAGCAUCGCUGCCCGAUGUUACAGAGUCACCUAAUUAAAAACAAAAGCUUUGUUCUGAAUCUGGUGUCCCCCGUGGCAAAAGAACUAUGUCAGAGCACGUGAAUAUUGCAAUCAGGAAGGAGGAAGCACUUUUAUUGGGCGGAUCGGCAGAGAAAAUUAAAACAGCAGAAAAGCCAAAGAGGAACGUGAUUAAAUCACAUCUGAGAACAAAGACAGUAGCUAACCGAACAAUGACUGUAAAGGAAUCUGAAGGCUCACAUUGAAGAAUCACCUCAAAGGGGCAACAUCGUUCAGCAGAGAAGAAAUUAAGUUCUAAAAUUUGGGAUGAAAUGGUGAGUAAUGAUGAAGAAUAGGAGAGUGAAGAGGAAGAGGAUGAAGAGUAUUAACAAAAUUUCAGAUGCCACUGAAGGAAGCGUUGAAUAGGUUGAGAACUUCCACCAACGGAAAAGUUCUUAGAAAUGGACGUAUGAGAACUACAGGGAAUGACGAAGAGAAAGACGAGCCUUCCCAGUGGUGCAGGGACAGGCUCAAACUAUCUACCUCCACAAAAAACAUUCUUCUGAGUGGAAAUUCGCAGAUUAAAAGGAUGCCUGAUAAAGUAAAUCUACAACAACGCCCAGGAACUUCAAGCAAGAAGAUGAUUCAUAAAGGAGAUAAUACAAUGAACAAGGUGGAAUUUCGAAGUGAAGAAAAGCGGGAUGUUUGCAAGAAAAAAACAAGUUUGUCUAAGGUUGGAAAGAAAAUGCCAGGGACUCGUGAAAUUUGAGGCUCAGAGAAUAAAAGGCGGGUGCCUGCUAUAUUAAAUGAACAAUGUCUAGGAACGUCAAGCAAGAAGAAGAUUCCUCAAGGAGAGAGUACAAUGGAUAAGGUGGAUGAAAGUGAAGACAAGUGGAGUAUGUACAAGGAAAAGCCAAGUUUGUCCAAGGAUGCAGAGAAUAGAAGGACAUCUGUACGACGUGCUACUGGUUCAUUCAAGAGAUACAGAGAUUACUAUGUUGGUGAGUGGGAAGAUGAUACUGAUGAUUAUGAGGUUUUCCCACUAAGUGAUGGACAUCAUAUACCCAGUAACACAAGAAGCCAGGGAGCUGAUGUUUCACCUGAGUUGAAACCCAAAAAUAGUCCAAAAGAUGCAAUAAAAAUUUCAGGGAAGUUAUCUGCUUGUAGUUCAUUGCCUUCCUGGGCGCCUGCUAAAUUAAAUGGAGAACAGUGUCUAGGAACGUCAAGCAAGAAGAAGAGUCCUCGAGCAAAUAGUACAAUGGAUAAAGUGGAUAACAGUGAAGACGAGUGGAAUGUGUGCAAUGAAAAAUCAAGUUUGUCCAACGAUGGAAAAAAGAAGCAGAGAAUUUAUGAAAAAGAUGCAGAGAAUAAAAGGACAUCUGUAAGACAUGCUGCUGCAUCACUCAAGAGAUACGAUCAUAAUUACUUUGUUGGUGAGUGGGAAGAUGAUUCUGAGUAUGAGGUUUUGCCAAUUAGCGAUCAAGUUACACAAGAAGCCAGAGAAGUGAAGUUUCACAUGAGUCAAAACUAAAAGAUAGUCCGAAAGAUUCAAUAAAUAAUUCAGGGAAGUUAUCUGCUUGUAGUUCAUUGCCUUCCACAUCAUCGUUCUCCGGUUCCACAACUUCAAGAAAUGGAAUAGAUGGAUCUAAAAACAUGAAGGUAAAUUGUCUGGCAGUAAAUUGUCAUCAAUGUAGAAGAAGUGAUAGAAGAACUGUAGUUCCUUGUACGAAGUGUAAAGAGAAAUUUUACUGUAUCAAGUGCAUCAGAGAAUGGUAUCCUGAAUUGGAAGAAGAGGAAGUCUCAGAGCUUUGUCCAUGUUGUCAUGGAAAAUGUAACUGCAACUUGUGCUUACACUCAAGUGGCAUGCUAAAGACAUCAAGAAGGGAUCUAACUGAUCGUGAAAAGAUUGAGCAUUUGCACUAUUUGAUUAUCACGCUCCUUCCCUUUCUAAAAGAAAUCCAUCACGAACAAAUUCAAGUGAUAGAACCGGAGUCUUGUAUUCGUGUUUUUAUCACAGGGCUAUCUUCAUCUUCAGUUGAAAUUAAACGAUCACUUUGUCACAAUGAUGAGCGAGUUUACUGCAACAACUGCUCAACUUCAAUAGUCGAUCUUCAUCGGAGCUGCCCAGAUUUUGAUCAUAUGAGCUAUAUCUAAGCUGAUGCCAAGAGUUUCGCCAGGAAAGAGUUGUAAAGCAGUUUAGAAAUAUUCAGAUAGAGGUUGUUAUUACAUGCACGGUGGAGAGCCACUUCCUGAAAGUUUUCAUAAUAUGGAAAUUCCACAGGACCAGAACAAACCAAUUUCUUGGGUUGCUAAUUGUGAUGGUUAUAUCAUUUGUGCUCCUGUCGAAAUGGGCGGAUGUGGAAAAUACAUUUUAGAGCUCCAGCAUCUGCUACCAAGAAACUGGACAUCAACCUUGAAAGCAAAAGCAGAAAGGAUUCUGAUUCAAUGCAAUUUUUGUUGGGUUCGAAAUCGAGAAGGGGUCAUGCGGAAGCUAUUAGUUGCAAACUAUGAGAUGGUAAAUAAGAUGAUAUCGAAAAACAAUACUAAAAAUAUAAUUUUAUUAUAUGAUUUGACCAAUUGGCCUACAUAUAAAAUCUAAUAUUAAAAAACAUAAAACUAAUUGAGAGAGGAAAUCUCCCCAUAGACUCUUUAAAGAAGAAAUCUCCCCAUAGACUCUUUAAAGACUACAUUGUGGAUGUUAUUGUGUUAUAGUAUGAAAAAGAGGUCUUCUAUUUAUA
Molecule: messenger RNA, 4262 nt
Organism: Capsicum annuum
Lineage: Eukaryota; Viridiplantae; Streptophyta; Magnoliopsida; Solanales; Solanaceae
Product: lysine-specific demethylase JMJ25
Exons: 9
Coding region: 3178-3678 (166 amino acids)
Biological process (GO): regulation of transcription by RNA polymerase II
Cellular component (GO): chromatin; histone deacetylase complex
Molecular function (GO): histone H3K9 demethylase activity; chromatin DNA binding; transcription coregulator activity
Source: RefSeq, a predicted model, not a curated record